This is a messenger RNA of Suillus paluster, 405 nucleotides long. RefSeq lists its product as uncharacterized. Bases 1 to 405 code for a protein of 134 amino acids. The transcript has a single exon. The record is from RefSeq and is a predicted model, not a curated record. NCBI's taxonomy places the organism in Eukaryota, Fungi, Basidiomycota, Agaricomycetes, Boletales, Suillaceae.
AUGACAGAUACUGCUCAGCAGUUCUACAAUCUCCAUCGCCGCGACAAGAAAGGUGGCUCUUAUCACCAUGCAUUCGUCUACACCCCUGCGGCUCUGGUGUUGCGAAACGAUGCAGGGGAUUGGAUAGCGCCAUAUGAUGCUGAUAUAGUCACGAGUGCUGCAGUGAAUGCCAGUUUUGUCCGCAGAAAGAAUGGCAAACGGGUUUCGCGUGAAGAGACAGAGGAUUUACUGAUGACUGCUACGCGUACUCCAUCAUCGUCACAGUACACUUGUAUAUAUGCAGGCUCCCGGCGCCAAGUGGACACUACACCAUGCCCUCAAACAAAUUCAUCAAGCUCGUUGCUACCCUCCCGAGACGACAGACCAGCAUCUACACUCAACUUCGCACCCGUCACCUUCCUCUAA